Cygnus atratus (black swan) is the source of this 1943-nucleotide messenger RNA. It is a transcript of the gene DFFB, whose product is annotated as DNA fragmentation factor subunit beta. The record is from RefSeq and is a predicted model, not a curated record. Gene Ontology annotation, cellular component: nucleus; cytoplasm. NCBI's taxonomy places the organism in Eukaryota, Metazoa, Chordata, Aves, Anseriformes, Anatidae. The coding region runs from base 35 to 1039 and encodes 334 amino acids. Gene Ontology annotation, biological process: apoptotic DNA fragmentation; apoptotic process. Gene Ontology annotation, molecular function: DNA endonuclease activity. The transcript has 7 exons.
GCAGAAGGAGAGCGGGCGGGCGGGCGGCAGGAAAAUGGCGGAGGAGGCGCUGCUGAGGGGGUUCCGCCUGAGGCGGGCGGGCAGCGCGCAGAAGUUCGGGGUGGCGGCCGGCAGCCUUCGAGGGCUGCUGAGGAAGGGCUGCCGCCUGCUGCAGGUUCCGUUGGCAGGCAGCCGGCUGUGCCUGUACGAGGACGGCACGGAGCUGAGCGAGGGCUUCUUCCGCACGCUGCCGCCGCAGACGGAGCUGGUGCUGCUGGGCGCCGGGGAGAGCUGGCAGGGCUGUGUCAGCGACGUGGAGCGGCUCCUGGCCGCCUUCCACAGCCAGCGCGACGCCAUCGUCGAGGCCGCACAGAAGCUGCUCUCCGACGAGCAGGCACCCAGGAGGCAGAAGCUGCUGGCAGACCUCAUCCACAACCUCCACGAGAACAUCUCGGCGGAGGACAGGCAGGAGGACAGCAAGUGGUUCGAAGGUCUAGAGUCUCGUUUUAAGAACAAAUCAAGCUAUAUGCGGUACAGUUGUGAGAGCAGAAUACGAAGCUACAUGAAAGAGGUUAAUAAUUUUAUUUCAAACGUUCAUCCUACAGCAAGAGAUGCAUAUAAAAGGAUAACUGACCUGAUGUCGGACAAACUGAAAUCUGCGAAAUAUAAUGGCUGCUACUUUGACAGGAGAGAGGAGGAAGCAGUCCGCCUGUGCACUAUGGAGGGAUGGUUCUCCUGUCAGGGACCUUUUGACAGAGAUGACUGCCCAUGUAAGCAUUCCAUCAACCCCUACAGCAACAGGGAAAGCAGAAUCCUCUUCAGUACCUGGAAUCUUGAUCACAUAAUAGAGAAGAAACGUACUGUUGUCCCAGAACUGGCAGAAGCUGUCAAAACACGAGAUGGAAGAGAAGUGAACUGGGAAUACUUCUAUCAGCUACUGUUUACCAUAGAUAAUCUAAAACUUGUACAUAUUGCUUGCCAUAAGAAAACGGGUCAUAAUCUCAGCUGUGACAAGACUAAAAUUUACAGAAAAAGGGAGCAAACCCACGAGAUUUCAUAGUACUGUCUCCGAAAGUGACUUGCUUUUUACAAAAUCAUUUAAGAUGGUGGCAUUUUUAAAUAGCUUAUUUCUUAAAAACUUAUCUACCAAGCCUCUUCUGGCAAGGACUUCUUCCUUUAUCACCACCAGUGCAUUAAUACAAUUGCAAUCUCAAAAAGCAUACGUUCAGAUCAUGCCUGAUUCUCCCACCUUCUCACUUACUACCAGCGUUCCUUAAACGACAGUGUGGUAGUCUGACUCAUAACUGUAUUGUGUAAAAAUGAGGCCAGGGGCUGACACUGAUUAUACCUUAUGAUCUCCUUCUUGGUAUGAUAAGCAUAGGCCUAAAACUUACAGUAAACAGAAACUUACACAAAAUACUUCUUAAAAACUAAUCUGAGUAGACUGUUUUUAUGAACAUUAGGCCAAACAAAGAAUACUUGAAGAUAAUUGUUUUGCCUUGUGCCUUUUCCAGGUAGACAACCUGUGUCAUUUCAGAGGUGCUAAGUGAUUCAGCAGCAGAGCUGCUGACGUUUCUGUUGCAAAAUAGCUGCACUCAUCCAUGACCCUUCCAUUUACCGUUGCAGAGAUGCAGAUCCUCUAGAAGGAAUCACAAGGCUCUGGUGCAUCUUUGCAUUUGCCACCUUUGUUCUUUGUCAUCUCUCUCCUUGAUUUCCCUCUCCUUUCAAUAGUCUUCGCCUCUUUAGCUUGAGCUUGCUUGAAGUAAUGCAUGCAGUUUUAUUACAUAAUAAUCAUGUUUGCUGCUUUCAGGAAUGUUGCUUCUGUAAAACACUCCCUACCUCUCAGGUAACAAAAUCCAAAUAGAUCAUUUUCUAUUUUUAAAUACAGGCUGAUCACAACUGAACAUUCAGGGCCCGUCAAUGGAAACAACAUGAGUAUUUUUUUAAAUAAAAAAUCACUGCCA